Molecule: messenger RNA, 2383 nt
Organism: Aplosporella prunicola CBS 121167
Lineage: Eukaryota; Fungi; Ascomycota; Dothideomycetes; Botryosphaeriales; Aplosporellaceae
Exons: 3
Coding region: 59-2383 (774 amino acids)
Biological process (GO): DNA-templated transcription; regulation of DNA-templated transcription
Molecular function (GO): DNA-binding transcription factor activity, RNA polymerase II-specific; zinc ion binding; DNA binding
Source: RefSeq, a predicted model, not a curated record
CAGAAACGCUCUGGCGAAUGCCCUAGCAGGAUUGUCGACCUUGCCCGUCGUCGUGAAUAUGUCGUCGAUGAUCACCUUCGCCGCGAACAACGAGUUUUUCCGCAAGCGCAAGCGCGUGCACAAGGCGUGCGACCAUUGCAAGAAGCGUAGAAAGCGGUGCGUCCACACGUUCGACGGCGAUGACUCCGGGGCUACCUACGAGUCGCCCGCGGGGGCCACGGCCGCGGCCCCGAGCCCCCGUGUGAGUGCCCCGGAUGGCCCUGACGCGCGCCGCCCUGCCAAUACCAAUGCCACGGACGCACCCGCUCCGGAGCCUGCCCAGGAUCCGCCGCCGCCUCCGCGCCGCUUCAUCGGCUACUUGAACCCGGAGGCUGUCAUGCGAGGCCAGCUCCGCGAGUCGGACAACCAAGUUGGCGGCUGGGUCCAGGCCGCCGACGACGACGCCGAACCGCUAACUACCAGUGGGAAAAAUGCUCAGGGGACAUCAUCCGGGCCGUCGUCUAGUGUUGCUAGAGCCCUUCCAGCGUACCUUGAAGCCGCAGGUGUCUACAUUGAACCGGACGAGCGCCAUCUCGAGUCGAUGUGUAGUAUCUACUUUGAGUAUGUGAAUCCGCUUCUUCCUCUGGUCGACCAAAGGUCCUUUUACCUUGAGCUUCAUGGGAACAAAGGCUCGCGGAUGCUGCGACAAGCCAUGUGCCUCGUUGCUUCAAGGCACGAAGGGGUGCGGCAGCAUCUCUAUCUCUCGAACAGCACGGACCUGCUGGAGCCCAGAGACUACGCCCGGAGGCUAUACGGCGCGCUCGUUGCAGGCGUUAAUGCUCGACUGGAGAAGAACCGCAUCACUCUGAUACGGAUUCUGGCGCUCAUGUCACUGUACAGUGAAGGCAUUGACGGUGCCGACCAAGCCUCGAUGCACCUGGUGCAAGCCAUCCACCACGCGCACACCAUCGGCCUGCACCUGGACCGGCAGCAGUCGACGGACAAGCUGUUUUGGUGCCUGUGGAGUCUGGACAAGGUCAAUGCUAGCGUCAGCGCCAGACCGCUGUACAUGCAUGACCGAGACAACAUGCAGGUGGAGAGCUUGACGGCGACGCCAGACCAGCGCCGCACGCCGUUUGGUAUCUGGUUGCAACUGGCGGGCGUGCUGGACCGGGUCAUUGGGCUGUACCGACCUGGCACUGACCCAGCUAACACAGGCAUAGAAACCGACUUUCCCGGCUUCGAAGACAUCAUUGGCGACGGCGGAGACCGGCUCAGGGGGCCCAUAGUCGCCGCGCUCGAGCUCUUCUACCAUGCUGUGUCAAUGCUUUCGCAUAAAUCUCGCUCCAUUACCGAUCCGGUGGCACGCUCCACGCCGUCAGCAGUGCGGCAGACGCUCUCAGCCUACCGCGUCAUUUCAAUUCUGAGCCACGAGUUCCCAACCGACCUGCCUCCAGUGCCCAUCGUGCCGUAUGCCCUCGCCCUCGCCAUGUCCGUCGCGUACCGCCAGUUCCGCCGCAGCAAACUGCAGGGCCACAAGCUCCGCGCCAAGCACGACCUCAAGACGUGUUGUGCGCUGCUGGGCCGUUUGCGCGCUACGUGGUGGUGCGCGGGGUGCAUGGCGGACCUGGGCAAGGCGGCGCUGGUGAAGGCGGACAAGGCCAUGGAGCAACAGCAGCAGCCGCAGACGCACCAGCUAGCGGCUCCUGUGUACCCAGGGAGACGGACUUCGCAGCAUUUCCGCGAAGACGACGAUGGCAACGAUGACACUGCUAGCGAUCGCACGCUGCCGCUUCUGGCGCAACAACCACCGCAGCAGCAACAGCAGCCUCCCACGUCCGCGCCCGCGCCCGCGCCUUUCGCCAUCCCUACGCUCCUCGCCCCCCAGCCGCAGCCGCAGCAGCAGCAGCAACAACAAACGCAUCCCUACCAGCGCCGGCCGCGCCCACCCACCAGCGCCGACAACACAGCAGGCAGCACGACGCUCAACUCUACCACGGCACCCACGACGACGACGGCGCCCGCCGCAUCCAGCAACACGUCCGGCAGCCCGUGCGCGCUGCUCUCGCUCUCGGACGAGAACAGCCCCGACUGGCUCAACUUCGACGCCGCGUUCGAGAACAUGGACGCGCUGCUCGGCAGCGGGGCGGCGGCCGCGGCCGGCGUAGGCGAUUUUGGCGGCGGGGCGCUGUGGGAGGGUAUGGGUAUGGGUGUGGGGGAUGGGGCAGGGGCUUGGGGGGAUAGGGAUGGCGUGCUGGGGCUAGGGUUUGGGUUUGCUGAGGGUGGGGGUGGGGUUGGAGGGGCCGGGUCGGGGACAGGGAGGGAAGAUGAGCACGAGGGGGAGAGUGCGUUGGGUGAGGGGACGGGGUCGGGGUCGGGGUCGGGGGCGGGAGCCGUUGGGUAG